AUGGCUAUGUUCGUGAGACGAGCCGCAUCGAGUCGAAAUGCGAUUGGGUUUCUCAUAAGAAGUUCCUUAGUUGCUCAAUCUCGCGAUUUCUCUCACAAGACGACUCCCUUUUCACCCAAUCUGGUGAUAGGCCGAGAUUCGCAACUCGAUUUGUCCACCACGCCCGAUUUCUUCAGAGAUUCUCGCCGAGGGUUCGCAAAAGGCAAAAAAUCAAAGGAUGAUUCAGGAUCUGGGUUGGUCGACGUAGCUCCAGAUAUCGGGCCUACCGUCAAAGCAUCUGCCUCUUCGCAGAUGGAAGCAGCCAUCGAUGCAUUGUCUCGAGAUUUAAGUAAACUAAGAACUGGAAGAGCAGCACCAGGAAUGCUUGAUCAUAUUAUUGUUGAAACUGGUGGAGUAAAGAUGCCACUCAAUCACUUAGCUUUGGUCUCUGUGCUCGAUCCAAAGACAUUGUCUAUCAAUCCAUAUGAUCCCAAUACGGUGAAAGAACUUGAGAAAGCAAUAGUCGCAUCGCCAUUAGGAUUAAACCCGAAAGUGGAUGGGCAACGACUAGUCGCAGCAAUCCCAGCAUUGACCAAGGAGCAUAUUCAGGCGAUGUGCAAGAUUGUAACAAAGUCCAGUGAAGUUGCCAAACAAAGCAUACGAAGAGCUAGGCAAAAGGCACUGGACACAGUAAAGAAAGCAGGGUCAAGCCUAUCAAAAGAUGAAGUGAAAAGACUAGAGAAGGAAGUAGAAGAGUUGACAAAGAAGUUUGUAAAGUCAGCAGAGGACAUGUGCAAGUCCAAAGAGAAAGAGAUCACAACCCAAGCCUGA
Molecule: messenger RNA, 810 nt
Organism: Arabis nemorensis
Lineage: Eukaryota; Viridiplantae; Streptophyta; Magnoliopsida; Brassicales; Brassicaceae
Source: the annotation of a GenBank genome assembly